GGUGCGGAGAGGAGGCUCCCGGCGUGCAGCGCGGCAACAUUUCCGGUUCCGUUCGUGAUUUCCCCGAGGCGCGGUGCGGCUAGCGGUCUCAUUGUACGUUCCCGCCAUGGCGUACCGCGGCCAGGGCCAGAAGGUGCAGAAGGUGAUGGUGCAACCCAUCAACCUCAUCUUCAGGUAUCUCCAAAACCGGUCCCGAAUCCAAGUGUGGCUAUAUGAGCAAGUAAAUAUGCGAAUAGAGGGCUGCAUAAUUGGUUUCGAUGAGUAUAUGAAUCUUGUAUUGGAUGAUGCAGAGGAGAUUCACUCUAAAUCAAAGUCAAGGAAACAACUUGGUCGGAUCAUGCUAAAAGGAGACAAUAUCACUCUGCUACAAAGUGUCUCUAACUAGAAGUCUGUGGUCAAUUAGAGGAUACGCAGGAAUUGGUGUUGUUGGAUUGGUUUUUGGUGCAUCUUUUUCCAUAUUAUUUCAGUCUUUUAUGGCAUUAUGGCAAUAAAUGGACUGUACAAAGGAUUGUUUUUAUUAAAAAAUAUUCUGCAUU
Messenger RNA from Dromiciops gliroides (monito del monte), 536 nucleotides. RefSeq names its product small nuclear ribonucleoprotein polypeptide E (gene SNRPE). Gene Ontology annotation, molecular function: RNA binding. NCBI's taxonomy places the organism in Eukaryota, Metazoa, Chordata, Mammalia, Microbiotheria, Microbiotheriidae. The record is from RefSeq and is a predicted model, not a curated record. Gene Ontology annotation, cellular component: U5 snRNP; U2 snRNP; U4/U6 x U5 tri-snRNP complex. Gene Ontology annotation, biological process: spliceosomal snRNP assembly; mRNA splicing, via spliceosome. The transcript has 5 exons. Bases 107 to 385 code for a protein of 92 amino acids.